GAACCAGGAAACAUUCCUAAUGGCUCCUUGAAUGCGGAGGAACUGAUGCGUCAGUUCCCUCCCUUGAUUCAGGCCAUUAAUGUUAUGAUUAAGACUCUGGCUCGCGGGCCUAGCAGCUGCUCUCCGCUUGCUCUUGAACCUCUGUCUUCGGCUCACCGCCUUCACUCCAGACUUCACCAUGUCCAUCAGGGUGACCCAGAAGUCCUACAAGGUGUCCACCUCCGGCCCCCGGGCCUUCAGCAGCCGUUCGUACACGAGUGGACCCGGUGCGCGCAUCAGCUCUUCCAGCUUUUCCCUGGUGGGCAGCGGCAGCAGCUUCCGGGGCGGCCUGGGCACCAGCAUGGGUCUGGGCGGCUUCAGCGGGGCUGGUGUAGGAGGAGGCAUCACAGCAGUCACGGUGAACCAGAGCCUGCUGAGCCUCUUGAAGCUGGAGGUGGACCCUAACAUCCAGGCCGUGAGCACCCAGGAGAAGCAGCAGAUUAAAUCUCUUAACAACAAGUUCGCCUUCUUCAUUGACAAGGUGCGCUUCUUGGAGCUGCAGAACAAGAUGCUGGAGACCAAGUGGAGCCUGCUGCAGCAGCAGAAGACGUCGAGGAGCAACAUGGACAGCAUGUUUGAGAGCUACAUCAACAACCUGCGGUGGCAGCUGGAAGCCCUGGGCCAGGAGAAGCUGAAGCUGGAGGCGGAGCUUGGCAACAUGCAGGGCCUGGUGGAGGACUUCAAGAACAAGUAUGAGGAUGAGAUCAACAAGCGUUCAGAGAUGGAGAAUGAAUUUGUUCUCAUCAAGAAGGAUGUGGACGAAGCAUAUAUGAACAAGGUGGAACUGGAGUCCUGCCUGGAAGGGCUGACUGAUGAGAUCAACUUCCUUCGGCAGAUCCAUGAAGAGGAGAUCCGUGAGCUGCAGUCUCAGAUCUCAGACACAUCUGUGGUGCUGUCCAUGGACAACAGCCGCUCCCUGGACAUGGAUAGCAUCCAUGCCCAGCAUGAGGACAUCGCCAACCGCAGCCGGGCUGAGGCUGAAAGCAUGUAUCAACCUUCACCCCUGUUCUCCCUCGGUCUUCCAUCUCCAAGAGAGUCAGUCCGCGGCAUGGAUGUUAACUAA
Messenger RNA from Alexandromys fortis (reed vole), 1102 nucleotides. Its product is annotated as keratin, type II cytoskeletal 8-like. The record is from RefSeq and is a predicted model, not a curated record. Bases 179 to 1102 code for a protein of 307 amino acids. The transcript is spliced from 2 exons. Gene Ontology annotation, molecular function: structural constituent of skin epidermis. Lineage: Eukaryota; Metazoa; Chordata; Mammalia; Rodentia; Cricetidae. Gene Ontology annotation, biological process: intermediate filament organization; keratinization. Gene Ontology annotation, cellular component: keratin filament.